GCGGCGGCCGCGGCAGCCUUGUCUCUCCCUCCUCCUCCCAGGAGAGGAGCGCUCGCCUCCGCAGAUGGUACGAGCUGAUGAUGGAGAACAAGGAGGAGCUGGCGCGGAUCAUCACGGCCGAGAACGGAAAGCCUCUGAAAGAAGCACAGGGUGAAAUCGUGUAUUCAGCCUCGUUUCUGGAGUGGUUUGCGGAGGAGGCUCGACGGAUUUACGGUGAUGUUAUUCCAGCAUCUGCAAAGGACAGAAGAGUCCUGGUGCUGAAGCAGCCAGUAGGAGUGGCAGCCAUUAUAACCCCUUGGAAUUUUCCCAGCGCUAUGAUUACCCGAAAGGUUGGUGCAGCUCUGGCAGCUGGCUGUACAGUGGUGGUGAAACCUGCAGAGGACACACCUUUAUCAGCAUUAGCUCUUGGGGAGCUUGCAAACCAGGCUGGAAUCCCAGCAGGAGUGUAUAAUGUUGUCCCUUGUUCCAGACAACAGACAGCAGCUGUAGGGGAAGUUCUAUGCACUGAUCCAUUGGUAUCCAAAAUAUCUUUUACUGGCUCUACAGCAACAGGAAAGAUCUUGCUGAAACAUGCAGCUGGCACUGUGAAGAGAGUUUCCAUGGAGCUUGGAGGACAUGCUCCUUUUAUUGUGUUUGACAGCGCCAACGUGGAUCGGGCUGUUGCAGGAGCCCUUGCUUCUAAGUAUAGAAACUCAGGACAGACUUGUGUUUGCACAAACCGUUUCCUGGUGCAAAAGGGAAUUCAUGAUGAAUUUGUGGAAAAGUUGGCUAAAGCUAUAGAGAAAGAACUACAUGUUGGAAAUGGAUUUGAUGCAAAAACUACCCAAGGACCACUUAUAAAUGAAAAAGCAGUGGAGAAGGUAGAGAAACACAUUAAGGAUGCAGUUUCUCAAGGAGCAUCAAUUGUGACUGGAGGGAAACGACACAGCUUGGGGAAGAAUUUCUUUGAGCCCACAUUACUUACUAAUGUUACAACAAAAAUGCUUUGCACCCAAGAGGAGACAUUUGGCCCUUUGGCACCAGUUAUCAGAUUUGACACUGAAGCAGAAGCUGUUGCUAUAGCAAAUGCAGCUAAUGUGGGUUUAGCAGGAUACUUCUACUCCCAAGAUCCAGCUCAGAUCUGGAGAGUUGCAGAGCAGCUGGAAGUUGGAAUGGUUGGUGUUAAUGAAGGCAUAAUCUCGUCAGUGGAAUGUCCUUUUGGUGGGGUAAAGGAGUCUGGCUUAGGGCGAGAAGGUUCAAAAUAUGGCAUCGAUGAAUACUUAGAAAUAAAAUAUGUCUGCUUAGGAGGAUUAUAAAAGCCUUCAAACAGCACAGUCCCCACAAUUUGGGAAAGGGUGCUGUUGUUUUAAUAAGCUUCUUGAGCCAGAAAUAUGAUGAAUGCAACUUCUACCUUCUUUAGAACUAAUCAACCCUGUCCUGUGUGUGUAUAGAUAUCUACAGUAUUCUGUGCUGCCAAAUGUUUUUAUGUGGUCUUUGUUUAUACAUCCAGUUUUUCAGCAAUAUGAUCACAAUGUCCAUUAUUUUUAGUAAUGAGUAGGGAUAUAUGUUUAUUGUUCUUGGAUUAUCCCUGUGUAACUGGGAAAACUUUGAGACUUGUGCAUAAUAAAAGCAGAUAGUAACCUAUCUAAACUAGACCACCAUUUUUUACUACAUUUAGUAUUUCAGUGUGGGUAAGGGAGGCUUUGGGAUGGCAGUCUUCCUUUAGAAUUUUGUGUAAAUACUCAGACUUUCUAAUGUGGUUAUGUGACCUCCUUUAGAAGCAAGUGUAUAGGGGGGUUGUUUCUUUUUUUUUUAAUUGUGGGAGAAUCUGCUGCUUACAAAAGGUGAGGAAUUGUUGUUGAGCUAAAUCUAGGCAUCCACAUAGCCUAACAGACAGGUUUUUCAGCACUGUUAAACAAACUGACUGCAGGGCUGCUGCCUGUUCAGCUUUAGGUUUUUGAGCAAAAAGGUGUAGUUUUUGCCUAACAGCUUGCAUGUCUAGGAUGAAGUAGAGCCCUUGUUUGAUGCCCGUUAGCCCCAGCAGUCCUGGGAAUAGGACAGUUCAGGACAAAGAAUUGCUGGCUUAGUGAGAAGCAGGAGGAAGAUAAGAUAUUCACAGGAACAGCUUGCAGAAUUGUAAGGGGAGACUAUAAGGGCUGUGUGAAGAAAACACAAGUGACAUGAUGAUACAGAUAAACUCUCUCCCUUCCAUGAAAAGACCAUGACUCUCCUUGGGUAGAAGUACAGUAUUUACCCUGAUGUAAAUAUUGCUCAAUGUCUAAAGGAACAUAACUCACCCCUUUCAAAGAAUAGGAGCAGAUAUCCAUCGCUGUGGGCUUUGUGCCUUGAAUUGGAUUUGUGGUUACACAGGUGAAGGUCCCUUAGGGAGGAAGGUUUAAAAACCUUUGAACAUGGCUCAUUUGUGACCUAAUAAAGAUUUAAAUAGUGGUGGUUAGAGGUGAGGCUUUGACACAUCACCUCACUAUUCUGUCAUCUUCAAAAGAUGAUGUAAGGCUUCCUCAGUAUGAAAUAAACAAUGUUGUUUAAAUAUUUUAAUGGCAGUCAAAAAAAGCACUUUAAAAAAUGUGCAGUGUAAAUUUGGUGAAUAAAUCAGCACAGCAGAGGUUAAAUGGAAUAAACUUUGUUUCUUGUGUUCAUUAAAAAUAAAUAAAAGAAGGCAACAGAGCCCUUCUUCUUAUAAAGUAAUGAAUGUACCCUAUGAAAUUAAAUAUUUUAAAAUAUUUUAUCGCAUCAGGCAAAGAGGUACCAGGUAACACAAGACUUGGUGAGGGAGGGAAUGCAAGCUGGAACCGAGUUUCACAGGGUUUUUUUUAAAGCGCACAUGAAGUAGCUUUGACUGCUACUCCUUAUUUUUAAAUAUUUUGUUAUGGUUGUAUUUGUGCAGCACUUGAGACCAGGUGGGUCUGGAGCACAUUAUCUGUCAUUACUGUGUGUAUCAUGCCAACUGAAGGGCAGUUAAAGGGGAUUUUCUGCCCUUCCAGUAAUUCCCAAUGCACCAAAUCCCCGUAUUUGUGGUAGUGAGGACUUAGUACUGUUAUCUGUGCUUGUUGUCAAGAACAUAAAAAGGAUGGCCUUGUUAUACUCUAGUUGCAAGAAACUUUCCUAUAGCCAACUUCUAAGAUGACACUACUGAGCAUACACAGGCUGCCUGAAUUUGGGGAAUACAGUGUUGUGGGAGAAAGCUGUUUGCCAGCCUUGGCUACCGCUGUGUUUAGUAUUAAUUGGAAAAAACAACUGGGUAGAAUAAGGUCAUGCCUUGGUUCCCGGCCUCCACAACACAAUGAUGCAGGCAUAGUUAAAGGUAUUGUACACAGAUAGAAUAUCUGCCACUGAAAUUCAAUUAUGUCUGCCUGUGAACUGCAGUAUAAGAUCAAAAUUAAAAUCAUCUUAUUUACACCUGUAUGACAAUGUAGUAUUUAAUGUGAGUGUACUUCUUGGGACAGUGCAGUUGGAGGAUAAAUAAUUUAACCUUUGCUCUCUUCACUGCAAAGUUACUGAUCUGAUGCACUGGUACAUUUAAAAUCUUUGUCUUUUCUGAUAGUAGCACUUCUAAUGAGUAUUAACUUUUUGUUUUGGCAAAUAAUACCUUUUACAAUGCCUGAUAACAAGCACAAACAAUAAUUAAAGAUAACGUUUGUAAGAAACUUAAAAAUAUCUUUGUCUAGAUUGGAUUGUGGUUGGAUUCCAGCAUAAGAUACUCAUGUCAGUAAAGUCUACAUCAGUUUAGCACAGAAUAAUCAAAGUAGUCUUCAUAGCAAAAGCUGGGAUCCUUCAACAAAAGACAUACUUGAAUUCUCACACAUCAAUUGUGUUGAUUGCACUUGUGAUAGUUUAGCAAUUUCUGGAUAUAAAAACUGUGAUUUAAAAAUGUUUUCAGUUAAUAAAUAACUUCUGUGAAAGCA
Molecule: messenger RNA, 3902 nt
Organism: Sturnus vulgaris (Common starling)
Lineage: Eukaryota; Metazoa; Chordata; Aves; Passeriformes; Sturnidae
Gene: ALDH5A1
Product: aldehyde dehydrogenase 5 family member A1
Biological process (GO): GABA catabolic process
Cellular component (GO): mitochondrion
Molecular function (GO): succinate-semialdehyde dehydrogenase (NAD+) activity
Source: RefSeq, a predicted model, not a curated record